GUUGCUGACCCGGACGUGACGGUGUCUGGGCGCCCCUUUUGAACAGGGCGGGACCAGAAGUGGGCGAGGGAAAGCCUCGCGAGCGGAUCGGGGAUUCCCCGCCCUUUCCCGCCCAGAAAGAACGGAAGCGGCUCACGUGAUCCGCGAGAAACCUCCCCGUGAUCCGGGCCGGACGAGGAGGGGCCGCUAUGGCUACCGCGCUGGAUAUCAAGAUCAAAAGGGCCAACAAAGUGUAUCAUUGCGGGGAAGUGCUCACUGGAGUGGUUGUCAUAACAAGUAAAGAUGCCAUCCAGCACCAGGGAAUUUCAUUAACAAUGGAAGGGACUGUAAACCUACAACUGAGUGCCAAAAGUGUUGGAGUGUUUGAAGCCUUCUACAAUUCAGUAAAGCCUAUACAGCUUAUUAAUAAUACUGUGGAAAUGGUAAAGCCUGGAAAACUUCCCAGUGGUAAAACAGAAAUUCCUUUCGAGUUUCCAUUGCAAGUGAAGGGAAACAAAAUCCUCUAUGAAACUUACCAUGGAGUUUUUGUCAAUAUACAAUAUAUCCUUCGAUGUGACAUGAGGCGCUCUCUCCUUGCCAAGGAUUUGACUAAGACUUGUGAAUUUAUUGUCCACUCACCACCUCAGAAAAGUAAACCAACUCCAAGCCCAGUGGAUUUUACGAUUACUCCUGAAACUCUACAGAAUGUGAAAGAGAGGGCAUUGCUCCCCAAAUUUCUCAUCAGAGGUCACCUUAAUUCAACCAACUGCAUCAUAACACAGCCUUUAACAGGGGAGCUGGUGGUGGUGAGCUCGGAUGCUGCAGUUAAGAGCAUUGAGCUCCAGUUGGUACGCGUGGAAACUUGUGGCUGUGCUGAAGGAUAUGCAAGAGAUGCCACUGAGAUUCAGAAUAUUCAAAUUGCUGAUGGAGAUGUCUGCAGAAAUCUACCCAUUCCAAUCUACAUGGUAUUCCCCAGGCUAUUUACUUGCCCUACGCUGGAAACUACAAAUUUCAAAGUUGAAUUUGAAGUUAAUGUUGUUGUCCUGUUGCAUGAUGAUCACCUCAUCACAGAGAACUUUCCCCUGAAGCUUGGCAGGCUGUGAAUUGUCACAGUUGUUUCAGAAUGUUCAGUGGGGCCAGGUGCUUCCUGACAGUUUCUGACAUCAUGCAAGAAUCCAGUGGAUUGGCACCGCAGGAUCCAAGCCAUGGAAUCAUUCUAUAUUCUAAUUGGGUGGCAGCAAUAAUUAGAUGUUUUGAAUGAUGGGGGCACAAUCAUAUGUUUGCUGCAACUAUAAAAGUGCUCUCAGAAGGCUAGUAUCCAGUGAGAAAGAGAUGGGAUCUCUUAGUGGUACAAGGUAACAAGUAUUAAUAAGAGGUUGAAGAAGUGGCGCUGCUUCUGGCGAAAUGCUGCAUUGCAUUCCAGGGAGUCCUCUUUCUUUCUAAGCUGUAUUUUGGCAUUUGCUUAUCUCUUUGUAUCAGUUUUGAUAAUAAGGGGUCCUGCCAGUUAAAGGAAGACUAUUCUGUUCUGGGGAUGUUCUGUUCUCAUCUAAACUAUUUCCCAUCUAGGUCAUGGGAUUUGCUUGGACCAUGCUUAUUUUUGAAAUAGUUACAGGUGCUAAAAGCAAGGCCUCCCUGUUAGAAUAUUUGUGCAGUGGUUGGAACUGCAGCUACUCAGUUUACUGCAACUAAGAAACUAUAUUUUCCAAAACAAGUAGCUUUCAGAUUUCCUCAUAAUCUAGACCAUCAUUUUACAUAUAAUGUUCUUUGAAUGUUCAUAUUCAACUUCUUUGGGAUACUUAGGCUAAACCAUAGGAUUUAAACUUUGACCAACUUUAUCAGAGGAUCUGCUGCAACGAGUCAAUCUGAUUUACAUGCAUGCAUGAGAGCACAACCCUGCCACUAGAAUUAGAUGAAAUUCCUCUGAGACAAAAUGAGGGCAAGGCUGGCUUUUUGUAGAUAGAAGAGAGGAUAGAAUAAUUACUGUGUCAUUCACUUGCCUUUUGGAAGGCAUCAGCCUGUAAGCCCAGUAAAUCCUGGUGUGGAAUCAGCUGGUGAUGGUACAAAAGUUAAAACUGGGUAGUGCACCUGUGGCAUAAUCCUAAAGCCUGCUUCUCUACCUGUCACUGAUAGUUAUUAUUUUGAAUCAGUCAUUCAGAUUCUAGAUCUGGUCAGAUAAAUAGAGCCUGCUGAGUAGUUGCUCAUCUUUUUGAAGUAGUUGAGAGCAUGUCUCAUUUUCCCAAGAAUGCUAUCUCACAGAAGAUAUUUAUGAUCGCUAAAGUGGUUGACUGACAUGCAUGGCGAAAGGGGUGGAAGGCAAACUAAAUGUGUAGUUUGCCAGUUGCCUCUUUGCCUGAGUAAAAAUGUUCUGUCUUCAAACGUGGUUUUUGUAAUUUUUCCAGUUGCUUAAGAAAGCUGGACAGGAUAUGCUAGGUUUGGCCAUCAUAAUUUCAACCGAAAUUAUUUGAAGGGUGUUACUUUAGAUCUUAAAGAAUAGGGAGUGCAGGACUGCUCCUAUAUACUUACACAACAGCAGAGGAAUGAAUCUACCCACUGCUAAAACCUCAUGUGAGAGUUUGUAUGACUAUUAAUAUUAUAACCCCAAAGUAAUAUCAAUGUCUCUGCCUGUCUCAGUACCUCCCGUCCCAGUUAAGACAAAGGAGGGAGUCAUUUGGCAGAAAGCUACACCGAUUCUCUGCUCAGCUCUCCCCAUGGAAAAAAGGUGGGUGGGGAGGCAAGGUAGCAGGUGUACAGUAGAUUCGUUUGUGAGAGAGCAAAGGAUGGUUGGGGAAUUCAUUUAGUUAGCUUUUUAGUAUGGACUGACCUGCUAUGCACUUCCUGAAGUCAUACAUGAAAACAUUGACCCUUCAAUGUUCUCAUACAUGUAUGACUUGAGUCUUAGCGUGUCUUUUAAUUUUGUAAUGCAGUUAGUCCAAAAGAAGAAAAAAGAGGGCAAAAUAUUGUACAAAAAGGUUGAACUCAGGGAGAAGCAUUUGAAAAAAAUAUGGAGGGAAAUAGGAAACAUAGAUAGGUAUUUGUGCAGUCUUUUUAGUGUUGCAGACAGAUGUGAAAGUGGAUACCAUAAAUCUAUUGUUGAAAGAUGCAAAAGUGAAAAAAUGCAAAAGUGAAAAGAUGGGUUUGUCUGUCCCUACAGAAAGCCAUUGCAUAAUAGAGAAUUUUAAGAACCUUCCAGUAUAAAGCAUUCCCAGCCAGUCCUUCAGCGACCCCUCAAGUUUCUCUCCAUUUCAACUGACACAACCUACCAGUGAGUCAAAGGCCAUCUAGUAGCAGUAGAAAAAGGAAGAUUGCUACAGUGUGAGUCCAGA
Pogona vitticeps (central bearded dragon) is the source of this 3302-nucleotide messenger RNA. RefSeq names its product VPS26 endosomal protein sorting factor C (gene VPS26C). The record is from RefSeq and is a predicted model, not a curated record. Gene Ontology annotation, biological process: intracellular protein transport. Lineage: Eukaryota; Metazoa; Chordata; Lepidosauria; Squamata; Agamidae.